UGCGGUGUCGGGAGGGUUGCACUCGGCUCUCUCUCUUAACUAUAUUUUUCUCUGGUGUUCGGUUUCGGGUAGUGGGAUAUACACAGGGGUGGGACAGGAUUCGGUUCAGAGGUAUCACUAAAAAACCGGCUUGUGGCGCGCGCUGCUGUGUUUUGGGAUUGGUGUGUUCUCAAUAUGGCGACCUAUUUUGUGAUAACGUACACAGCUACAGCAGGGGCGAACGGGCCCUUGCUUGGCUCAGACGAAGAAGAUAUCGUCAUAAUGCAGUUCUUGGUGUGGGACGCCGCCAGUAGAAAGGUGGUGACGGAGCAGCAGUACAUCGUGAGGCCGCUCUCCGGGGACAUCAACGAGAACGUCCUUGGCGAGCAGUGCCGCGAGGACUACGGACUCACGGAGGAGCAGGUUAAGAACGGUCAGCCCUUCGAGAACGUGAUCGAUUCGUUCGACGCCAUCCUGAGCAAGAUAGCAGACGGGGACACAGGUAAGGUCGCCAUGGUAACGGACGGCCAGCUUCACCUCCGCCAGGUGAUCCACCCGAAGGCGCUGGCGAAGAACCUUGACCUUCCCGAGUACUACAAUGCCUUCUAUGACCUGCGUAAGGAGUUCAAGUCCUUUUACCACUCGGAGGAAAUGACCUGCGUCGCCGAUAUGAUGAACUUCCUCGACCUGGAAUCCGAAGAAGAAGAAGAACUGGCCACUCGCUCAGUCAGAGAUAUGAGCAAGAUUCUCGCCCGUAUGGUCGCUGACGGUCACAGAUUUGUUCUUCCCGAGAAGGUUGUGAUUCGGUUAGAGCCCGGCAUAUGUUCCCGGACGGAGGAGGUCGACAGCGCAUGCGUAGUGCGAGCGAGAGGACUUCCCUGGCAGAGCUCCGACCAAGAUAUUGCAAAGUUCUUCAGAGGUCUAAAUAUUGCAAAGGGCGGCGUGGCCCUGUGCCUGAGCCCCCAGGGCCGCAGGAACGGCGAGGCCCUGAUCCGCUUCGUGUCCCCCGAGCACCGUGACAUGGCCCUCAAGCGACACAAACACCACAUCGGGAACCGCUACAUCGAGGUCUACAAGGCCACGGGAGAGGACUUCAUCAACGUGGCCGGAGGAAGCAACAAUGAAGCCCAGCAGUUCCUCUCGCGGGGCGGUCAGGUCAUCAUCCGCAUGCGAGGUCUGCCCUACGACUGCACGCCCAAACAAGUGGUUGAGUUCUUCGAGUCGGGCGAGAACGGCUGCCACAUCCUGGACAACGAGGACGGCGUGCUGUUCGUGCGCAAGCCCGACGGCCGCGCCACCGGGGACGCCUUCGUGCUGUUCGCCUCCGAGGACGACAGCUCGAAGGCCCUGGCCAAGCACCGCGAGAUCAUCGGCUCGCGCUACAUCGAGCUCUUCCGCUCGACCACCGCAGAGGUACAGCAGUUUCUUUCGCAGGUAUUAAAUCGUUCCAUGGACCCUCGUACAUAUGAACAGCAGCAGCCACUGAUUGCACAGCUGCCCCAGGUACCGCUGCUCCCACAACAGAUCAUCACCUCAGGGACCCGCAAGGACUGUAUCCGUCUCCGAGGACUGCCAUUCGAGGCCCAGGUGGAACACAUCCUUGAGUUCCUUGGUGAACAUGCAAAAAGCAUCGUUUACCAGGGUGUCCAUAUGGUUUACAAUGCACAUGGACAGCCAAGUGGAGAAGCCUUUAUCCAAAUGGACAGCGAACAUUCUGCAUUCCUCGCCUCCCAGCAAAGGCAUCAUCGUUACAUGGUGUUCGGGAAGAAGCAGCGUUACAUAGAAGUCUUUCAGUGUUCAGGGGAAGACAUGAACAUGGUGCUGACUGGUGGCCUGCCAACUCAAAGGCCCGUCAUGUCCCCGGGAGGAACUGUCGUCGCACCUCCAUUUGGCGCAUUCCCACUAGGGCCAGCCCCUGUUUUGAGUGCCGUUGGUGCUGUGACUCCACGUCUACCUGCCUACCCAGGAAUGGCAUACCCGACUAUGUUUUAUUGGCCCUACCCAUCGCCACCAGUGUCUCCGAGCUCCCCGUACUAUAGCUCGCCUCCCCACCUCGCAACACCUGCCACUCCACCACACCAUACUAUCAUUGCCCAGGAGUGUAUACCCAUUCAAGCCAAUGGAGACGCUGCUCGGCACAAUGGUGAGGCAGUAGCAACAAUGUGAAGCAACUAGAAGCAUGAAUAAAAUAGUGGCUCUCACACCUCUACCAAGUGCUUGAGGUUGCAGUUGCCAGCAUGGUAACUCGUCAUUAUCAUAUAGUGGAACUGCAGCAUGAACCAUUCAAGGGGAUGUUGGUUACUCCUCGAGAUUGGAGAAUUUUGGUAAUGUCAAAAAGCUUGACCCAGGACGGAAGAGGGAGGGAGAGGGUUAACGACUUGACUCUGUUUUUGGGUUGUGCAAGUAGAAGUGAGGUAUCUUCAUAGAAACGUUCCUGAAAAGACAUGUUUGCAAUGAAUAGAUGCAAAGUGUUGAUCAUACCACAGCACUGACUAACAUCUGAAGAUUCUUUGUACUGCCAUGAACAGUUGUCAAAAUCACUCGGCAUUGAAAAAAGAAAAAAAAAGAAAAAAAAGAAAAUGCAGACAUCCCCCCUCUGAAUAUAAUUACCAAUUUUUUAAAGUACUGCCAACUCUCUCAGAAUUUCUUCAAAUGGAAAAUAGACAGUGUGAUGAUGUACAAUAACCGCCCCUUAAGUAAGAGAUGUUUAUAGUUGUUAUAAAUUUAUGAAAUAGAAUAUUUUCUUUUUUUUUCUCUCUUUCUCUCUUUAGGUUGUAUACUGAGUUAUUGUCCUUAGGUUAAGGAACUUGUUGCAACAGCCCAUAGGCUGCAACUAGUGUAACAACAAGUAUCACAAAGUCUUCCAGUAGUUGUUUUAAGAAAUUUUAUAUUGCUGUCACCAUUACAGGUGCCUCUGAUGUGUGUUGACAGUUAGAUUAUAGCAUAUACAGUGAUGCUAUUUUCCUUGUACAUUUUUAAGUUUUCUAUCAUGAUUUUUACUUUGUUAAUUAUUGUGCAUUCCAAGUGCCUUAUCAAAUUUGUGAGUGUUGCUUUCAGCAGAACUGCAUCAGUAAUAUACUAUGCUGCUACAAUUUCAUCAUUAAUAUAAGUGAAUCUUGUGUUUUUAAUGUUGGUUUUCCCUAUAUUCAGCAGACCAGAAACACAAGAUAGAUUCAAGAACCAGGGACCAGUUAGUGUACCUGCAUCAGACUUGAAGAGUUAUGUCAUGCACUUAAUACGCUAACUGAUUUGCAGGUAAAGUCCUUGAUGCUAGAUUUAAUCUCAGCACAUAAAGGGCAGUGUUCCUAGUGACAAGGGGAGUUCUCAACCAGUGCCUUGGCUUGUGACUGUAGGGUCUUGAGCAAGAUCAUUGGAUGAAGUCAAGUUAGCCAUCACCAUGCAAGGCAUACCAGUAUCUUGAUUAGUAUAUAGGCCAAAAAUGGAUUGUUCUGUAACAAAUCAUUUAUACAGUGCCUGAUGAAAUUCGUAUUGAUUUGUAUCAAGUUGAAAAUGAAGUUUACAGGGUAGAUUGUGCCUUUGGAGGAAGGCAGUGCAUUUCUUAAUUUAUUCUUUGAGAAGUGCCUAUUCUGUAUAACCCCACAGUAACUACAUGAUCUCUCCAUUACCCCCAGUGAUGUUCACAAGCCCUUGCCACCAUUUUUCGUUUUUUUAAUUAUCGUUAUUAUUAUUUUCCAUAAGAAUUCUACUGUGUGGCAGAUAGGACAGUCUCCAUGAGAACGUACAGUUUUGUUUCUGCUCAUUUCUCUGCUUGUGGCAAGACUAGAGAUUAUGAUCUUUACUUAGAUGAAUUAAGAAAGGUUACAUUAGUUCAGCAUAUGUUGUUUUAAGAGAUUCUUUUUAAUAUCAUAAUUACUAGUUCUGCCACAUUGGCACUUUGAGUUUGAAAGCACUGUAUAACAUUCCUGCCUUUGCAGUUCUGUUGUUUUCUGGUGUUAUGCAUAAGAUUGAUGUAGCAUAAAGCAUCAUUGUGGAAAUAAAACUGCCCAUUACAGAAUGGGCUUUGAAAGUAGGCAGUCAUUGCUGCAGUCCACAAUUUCAUCAUUCAUUAGUAUUAUCUAAUAAGUGUUAUUAUCUUAUAAUCAUCAUUGUUGAAUUUCCUUCACUGUUAGAUAAUCAUUGUUGAAUUACUUUCACUGUUAGAUGUUGGAGUGCUUCAUGAAAUGACAAGACCAUUCAGAAGUGCUGCAGUAUGCUGUAAUUUUAGAUAGUAGGCAGAUUUCCCAUAAGAAGAAUUUGGGAGGAGACAGUUGCUACGAAUGUUUUCAAAUGAUGAGUUUAUUAUCAUAGUUAUUAAGUUGCCCUAAAUACCAGAUUCUAGGGCUUUCAAUCUAAUAGGUGCGUUUUGAGUGCCGCAGUGUAUCAAUUUCCUGUUCUUCGUACCCUAGUCGUGAUAGCGUGAGUAGUGAGCCUCAUCGGUGCUCAAGCCACUCUCAACCUAAUGCUCAGGCAGCCACGUGCACCACGCCUCUAAAACUCUUGCCGUUUCUUUGUUUUAUUUUGUUUUUUGUUUUUUUAUUUCUCUCUCUCUUUUUCUUCUUAUUCUUCAUCUGUUAUUCAGAAGUACAUUUUUUUUGUUUACCUUUUCUUUAUAUAUAUAUACACUAAGAAAGUGUGCCCUUUUUAUUUUAUUUUUAAUUUUUGAUUUUCUAUAUUUUUUUUUGUUUUUUCACCCAUCUUUUAACAUAUUAAUAUUUAUUCCUUAUAAUACUCAGUUGUCAAUGAUCCACUUUUUUCUUUAUUUAUUUAUUCAUUUGUAUCUUUAUUUUUUUAUUAUUUUUUUUUUUUUGCCCCCCCCCCCCCUCACCCUCACUCCGCUGCAGUGAGUUGAUCUCUAAAACUACCCCAUGACUUAUAUAGAUCUGAUUUGGAAUCAGUACUGUCUUUCCGAAAGUGAUUUUUAUUUGUAAUUGUGGUGUACGUGGCUGAAAUACUUAUUUAUUACACAUAUUACCAAUUUAAAUAUGAUAAAUAAAAAAAAGUUUGCACGAAAUUAAGAGCAGAUAAAUUAUUUCCUAUGUUAACAAGUCAUCAGCAUCCAAAGAUAAGUAUGUGUAACAAGUGAAUAAGGUUUUUAUUGUAUUAUAAUUAUUGCAUUAUCUCGUGACCAUCAUCUGUGAUAUUUUAAUGUGUGAAGAGCCAUCUUAUGGAAUGCCAGGGAGACAGGUGCUCAAUAGUUUGGUUAUUAAUAUGUGGCUAAAAUUCACAAUGAUUUUUUAAGGGAGAAUUACUGGUAAGUCUCGGGCAUCUUCGAAGGUGUUAAGGGAUGACCUGGCUCCCUUUCGGCAGAAAUUUGCAUGCAAUCCUAGAGAGAAGUGCUUAGCCAAAAACUAACACAAAAAUCAGCAAUAUAAAAAAAAAAAAUGCAUAUUUCUACCAACAUUCUUAUAUAUGGACAUACAAAUUCCUAAGAUUUUAAUUGGCAUUUAUAACUGGAAAGUUUGUGUGUGACACACAUUUUUGUCACAUGUCUGUGGUGCCCAUAUUUCUCUUAAUCUAACAAUGCAUUUUAUACUGAAAAGAGUAAAGGCAUGAGAGAUAUGCAACAUACCACUUCGGAUACCUGUCGUUUGGGAGCCAUGGGACGAACGGUCUUUCUCUUUCUGUAGGUAAUUUUUUUUCGUUAUUAUUAUUACACCGGGUGCAUUGGAAAGGUACUUCUGGGGGAGCAGUAAAUAAUAAUUUGUUGCUCAGUAGCUCACCUUGGGUCAUGCUCUGUCAGUCCACAGUCUUGUUUUAAAUGAAUUUCUGAAGGUGGUUGUGGCAGUCACUAGCUUUUGGUUCUUUGCGGCUUUGGGUACACCAUACUAGGGUAUGUAUAAAUUUUCCUCACUUCCUCCUUGUCUUCGUUUGUACUUGCUUCCUCUUGACUGUAGUGUGUUUAAAAAAGAAAAAAAAGUUGAAAGUCAGAUCAUGGGGUCUGAAUUGGCCAUCGCCCUGAAACUUCUCACCAGACUUUUGCAGCAGGAGUUUCUUAUAUCUUACAGAGGCCAAUUUAGGAUUCAUUUGACUAGUAGUGCUAAUAAUAAUAAUAAUCCUAGCAUCCCAGUAUAAUCCUUUACCUGAUUUCCAUGGCUUUUUACACUAGAGAUAACGUAGUUCUUAAGGUCAUUCCAUAUAUUUUGUGCUCCAUACUUCAUUGUGCACAUUCCAUUAGUAUAAUAGGAAAUAUUUUUCUCCAGUUCCAUUUUUCAUUCUUGUAAAUAAUGGAGAAAGUUAUCCUUGAACCUUUGCUCUCAGGGAAGAUGGCUCAUGAAGACCCAUCUUGUUGAGAGCAAUGAAUUUUCCUUAAUCGAAGAUCGGCUUCGAUUAACUCGUAUUUACUCUCGAUAUCCUCUUAUGCUUUUCUUAUACCUGUUUUCUCUCCCCGUCCCACCCUUUCUUUUUUUCUCUCUCUCUCCUUUUUUUUCUUUUUUUUUCCUUCCCCUUUCCUUUUUUUUUUUUUUUUUUUUUUUUUUUUUUCAUUCUUUUUAUAGAUAUUCUGAUUUUAAUGUAGAUUUUAUAUAGACUACAUUUUAUUUAAUUAAAAUGUGUUGUACGAAGUGGUUGAUUUACGAACUCUAGUUGAUUAUUUUCUCCUUGUAUAGUCUACAUUGCAUUUGCCAAGACUCAAGCCACGAUGGUGUUGGCAUGUCAACUAGCCUGUUACACCUCGCCAUGCCAACCAUUGCUUACAAUAUAUUAGAACCAAUGCCCACCUACGGAUCUCUGCGGUUGCAAGUUGUACUGCUGUGUUGCAGGGACCAAAGAAUUGUAAGGGUGUAAAGCAGAAUGUUCAUGGAGAAGAUGCCCUCUCUAGGUCUUUCCUUCCUUUGGGAUAUAUUCAUCCCCAAGUGCAAUAAUACACAAGAUAUUUAUCCUGUAUUUCUAGUGAGUGUAACUUGUUGCAAUAUAAGAGUAUAAUUAUCAUUAUUCACUAAAGUGUUAAUAUAGAAUUUUGAAUUUUUCUAUCUUUGUAGUUCUGUUUGAACUAUGUUGAAAUGUGACUUAAUAUGAUUAUCAAGUGUAAUAUAUAUCUUCUAAUUUUACGUGAAUAGAAAAUAUAUUACUCAGAUGCGUUUAGAGUAGGGCUCUCGACAGCCACUCUGAACGCACCAAUUCAAUCAAGCUUGAAAGAGUGAAUGACGAUCGCUUUAGAAAGAAAGAAAAAAAGUUGCUGUAUUUAAAGACCCCCCCCCUCUCAAACUAUAGAGAAAAUACACCCACUCCCAUUUAACAAACUAACAAAAAGAAAGGGAGAUUUUGUUCACACGUUUUGUAGACAUAGGUGUAAUUUUUGAACACAGAAAACUCCUGAAAUAGAGAGUAGCAUAUAAUUAAAGACUGUUUUAUCCUUUUUUUUCUUGUAUGUGCAAAUAUAGUUUAGUGAUCAUAGCAGCUUUUUGCAUGUAUUUAUAUUGAAUAAUGUAAUGAAUAAAGUAAUCCAUGCAAAUA
Messenger RNA from Penaeus indicus, 7431 nucleotides. It is a transcript of the gene fus, whose product is annotated as RNA-binding protein fusilli-like. The transcript is spliced from 13 exons. NCBI's taxonomy places the organism in Eukaryota, Metazoa, Arthropoda, Malacostraca, Decapoda, Penaeidae. The record is from RefSeq and is a predicted model, not a curated record. The coding region runs from base 175 to 2145 and encodes 656 amino acids. Gene Ontology annotation, molecular function: mRNA binding.